AUGGCGAAACUGACAUGUGAGCAAACGGGUGUUGAUGCGCUCACUCCUCUCAUCGCUCGAGAGGAAGGUGAAAUCCCAGAGCCCCCUCCGCGAGAGCGAGGAAGUGAUUCUCAGGAUCAUGUCCCGGCAAGCAUUGCCUACCUUCUCUACAUUUCACAUUUCUUGUCAACAUGGAACUCUCGCGUGUUUGAGUUCGGAGCAGUUCUCUAUUUGGCCACAAUCUACCCAAGCACCCUGUUGCCCAUGUCUGUAUAUGCGCUCUCGCGUGGCCUAGCAGCAAUUCUCUUUGCACCCGCCGUGGGUCAUUAUAUCGAUAUCGGAAACCGUUUACAGGUUGUUCGUGUCUCAAUUGUCCUGCAGCGCUGCGCUGUGGCUGCAUCAUGUGUGAUAUUCUACUUGCUGACUAUCCGACUAAGAAUGUCGCAAGUGGUUGAUCAAUGUUUGCUGGCAACUUUGGCGCUUCUAGCGUGCAUCGAGAAACUAUGUUCCGUUAUGAACUUGGUUUCUGUGGAAAAGGACUGGGUCGUGGUUGUUGCUGGGGAAGACCGUGAAAACCUCAAAACCAUGAACGUGCAGAUGCGACGGAUUGACCUUAUCUGCAAGUUAAUCGGACCUCUCUUCAUUGGCUUCAUUGAUAGCUCAUCACCGAAGACCGCCAUUCGUGUCAACUUCGGAAUGAGUGCUGCUUCGGUGGCUGUUGAAUAUUUCUCAAUCGCCCAGGCAUUAUGCUUACGCUUUACUUAG
Molecule: messenger RNA, 744 nt
Organism: Penicillium arizonense
Lineage: Eukaryota; Fungi; Ascomycota; Eurotiomycetes; Eurotiales; Aspergillaceae
Exons: 5
Coding region: 1-744 (247 amino acids)
Biological process (GO): iron ion transmembrane transport
Cellular component (GO): membrane
Molecular function (GO): iron ion transmembrane transporter activity
Source: RefSeq, a predicted model, not a curated record